CGAUGGGCAUGAAAUACUGUCCGGCCAAGUUCAAGAUGUCGAUUACAGUAGCACUCAGGAAGCCCGGAAAGGACAACUACUCACAGCCCAAGUCAUACCGACCAAUUGCUCUGAUGAAUAUGAUGGGAAAGAUUUUGGAUAUAGCGUUUGCCCGAGGAAUAUAGUACUACGCUAAGAGAUACUAUAUGCUUCCGAUAAUACAUAUAGGGGGCCGGAAAGAAUCCUCCUAUAAGCAUGCUAUUCAUCUCCUCUUAAGAAGGUUCACUUAGUAUAGAGAAGAAGGAAAGCAGUAAGCUUGCUUAUACUAGAUAUCUCGGGUGCCUUUAAUAAUGUCUUUCAUAAGAGACUAUUGCAUAACUUGAGAAAGAGAGGACUACCUACGGAAAUCAUUGACUAGAUAGCCAGUUACCUGAUAAAUAGGAAGACCCAGAUCAAGCUCUUUGAGGGCCUAAGUAAGGAAUUCAGUAUACUAAUAGGCAUUCCUCAAGGCUCCCCUUUCUCCCCUAUCCUCUAUCUCUUCUAUAACGCUAACCUUCUCGAAAUUCUGUCAGCAUCAUGUCAGAUAUCAAUCUCGAAAUGGGCAGGUACUUUGGUCUAAUUCCAUCACUUUAUGAUUCCUUGACUAUCGAGCCGUCGCUCUUCUGGAAAUUGCAAUCU
This is a messenger RNA of Hyaloscypha bicolor E, 657 nucleotides long. RefSeq lists its product as uncharacterized. The annotation marks the transcript as partial. The transcript has a single exon. NCBI's taxonomy places the organism in Eukaryota, Fungi, Ascomycota, Leotiomycetes, Helotiales, Hyaloscyphaceae. The record is from RefSeq and is a predicted model, not a curated record.